AUGUUACCUCCUAUUCCUAUUCCUAUUCCUAUUGAUAUCAAUGCUAUAAAAGAUAAGUUCUCCUAUCAGUUGCGACCUUGGCAACGUUCCUUCCAAUUCUGGGUCCGAGCCAUUGACAUCUACACCGGAUACAAGGUGUUUCAAGUGAGAGUCAAUUUCGUCAAAGAUGUGCAGAAGCAGGAAGCAAUGUGGGAACGGCAGCACGAGCUUGCUGCCGAUAAGAUUUUCGCCUUGUGCUCUGACCUUGGAGGUUUCUUCCUCAAGAUCGCUCAAAUUAUAGGGAAGCCUGAUUUGGCCCCGGCUGCAUGGGUGAAAAGGCUUGUUACGCUGUGUGAUAGGGCUCCUCCGACCCCUUUUGAUGUGAUGAAACUAGUUUUGGAGAAUGAGCUAGGGCAGGAUAUUGAUGAUGUGUUCGAGAGAUUCGAUGUUGAACCCCUAGGUUCUGCUUCAAUUGCUCAGGUUCAUAGAGCAAGACUGAAAGGUGAUACAGGUGAUGUUGCUGUCAAGGUUCAACAUCCUGGAAUUCAGGAUCUGAUGAUGACAGAUAUCCAUAACUUACAAGCGUUUGCACUGUACAUGCAAAAGACAGACAUCAAAUUUGAUCUAUAUUCAGUGACUAAGGAGAUGGAAAAACAGAUUGGAUAUGAAUUUGACUUCAUAAGGGAGGCUGAUGCAAUGCAAAGGAUAAGAAAGUUCUUGUAUGAGAAUAACAAAAAGACUCCUGUUUUGGUGCCACGAGUAAUACGAGAUAUGGUUACCAGGAGGGUCCUUGUUAUGGAAUAUAUUGAUGGUGUUCCAAUAAUGAACCUUGGUGAUGAAAUAGCAAAGAGAGGGAUAAAUCCUCGUGGUAAGGUUGCAGCAGCAGCAAAGCAGAAAAUUCUUCAAAGCUUGACUCUAGCAUAUGGCCAAAUGAUUUUGAAAAGUGGAUUCUUCCAUGCAGAUCCUCAUCCAGGAAACAUCCUGAUUUGUAAAGGAUCUGAGGUUGCCUUGCUAGACUACGGGCAGGUGAAGGAUCUCCCAGAACAGUUGAGGCUUGGCUAUGCUAAUCUAGUUCUUUCAAUUGCUAAUGGUGACCCAUUAAGAGCUGCAGAGAGCUAUAGAGAGCUUGGUAUAGAAACCGUGAGCAGUUGUGAAAAUGAGCUACAAGAAUUAUUUAAACUAGCACAGACAAUGUUUGAUACAAAAUUGCCUCCUGGGGUGGUAAUGCUGCAACCUUUCUCAGAGGAAUCUUCAAUUAAAAAAGUUGCUGUUCAGUCCUUUCCAGAAGAACUGUUUUCUGUACUUCGGACAGUGCAUCUACUGAGGGGACUUAGCGUUGGACUUGGAAUCAAUUAUUCUUGUGCAGAACAGUGGAGGCCCUUUGCAGAAGAAGCUCUGUCCCAAGCUGGCAGAUUAAAAGCUAAGAAUGUUAAGCCCAGAGACAGGUAA
Sphenostylis stenocarpa is the source of this 1428-nucleotide messenger RNA. NCBI's taxonomy places the organism in Eukaryota, Viridiplantae, Streptophyta, Magnoliopsida, Fabales, Fabaceae. The record is from the annotation of a GenBank genome assembly.